Molecule: messenger RNA, 2297 nt
Organism: Chiroxiphia lanceolata (lance-tailed manakin)
Lineage: Eukaryota; Metazoa; Chordata; Aves; Passeriformes; Pipridae
Gene: CD276
Product: CD276 molecule
Exons: 8
Coding region: 7-1272 (421 amino acids)
Source: RefSeq, a predicted model, not a curated record
CUGGGGAUGCAGCAAUCCCUUGGCUGGUGCCAGGCUGGAGGUGAACCCCCUCCCAGGUUUUGUGACAGGCUCAGAGCUCUUGUUCCAGGAGAGAAGGCUCCCUGUGAGGACUCCCCAGGCUGUGCUUUCUCCUGCUUUCUUAUCCAGACUUUGCUUCUGCCAAGGAUGUUCUUCCUGCUGCUUGUCCUGGGAGUGCUGGCAGGUGCCAUGGAGAUCCAGGUCCCGGAUGAGCCCGUGGUGGCUCUUUUUGGCCAGGACGCCACCCUGCGCUGCUCCUUCUCCCCCGAGGCCAACUUCAGCCUGGACGACCUGAGCCUCAUCUGGCAGCUGACAGACACCAAGCGCUUGGUCCACAGGUUCUCCGGUGGCCGGGACCAGCUGGAAGACCAGGGCAGGGUCUACACCAACCGCACGUCCCUCUUCUAUGACCAGCUGCCCCAGGGCAACGUGUCCCUGCUGCUGCGGCGCGUGGAGAUCGCGGACGAGGGCAGCUUCACCUGCUUCGUGCGCGUCCGCGACUACAACAGCGCCGCGGUGACGCUGCAGGUGGCAGCUCCCUACUCCAAGCCCAGUGUGCACCUGGAGCCCAGCAAGGACUUGAAGCCAGGUGACCUGGCCAUCGUGACGUGCCACGCUUCCCGCGGCUACCCCGAGGCCAGCGUGCUCUGGCAGGACAGCCGGGGCAGCAACAUCACGGAGAACAUCACCACGUCCCAGGUGGCCAACGAGGAAGGUCUCUUUGAUGUGCACAGCGUCCUCCAGGUGCUGGUGGAGCCCAGCAUCACCUACUCCUGCCUGGUGCAGAACCUGGUGCUGCAGCAGCACGGCCACGCGUCCGUCACCAUCACGGACCUGCUGGGGGAGGCCAUAGUUCUGUGCACCGAUGGUUUGCCUUCCAAAGCCACCCUUGUGCCACCAACUCCCUCCAUGGGGACGUGCCCCCGGCACCGCGGGGUCCUGGUGUGGGGCACACGUUCCCUGGUUGGGCAGUGGUGCUCACCCAGGUGUUGUGUGUCCCCUCCCCUGCAAGGCCAGCACCUCGCCUUCCCCGCCGCCGCGCUCUGGGUCACGGUGGGACUCGCCAUCUGCGUCCUGGGGCUGCUCGUCGUCCUGGCCUACGUGUGCCACAAGAAAAUCCGGGAGAGCUGCGAGGAAGAGGAGGAAAACGCAGGGACGGAGGAGCAGGAUGAGGAGGGGGAAGAGCCCAAGACAGCUCUGCAGCUACUGAAAAGUGUGGAGAGCAAAGAGGAUAACGAGCAAGAAAUUGAUUGACAGGGCAGUGCCCUGUGCCCUGGACCAGCUGAGAUGUCCCCAGUGGGGACGAGGUCCGGGUCCCCUGGGAGGACACGGACCUGCUGCCACCCCUCAUCCCGGGUCCCAUCACCUUCCUCCCUCCCUGGCCAUGUCUUUGGGGUGCCCUGGGGCUGCAAAGAGGCUGCAUCUCUUCAUCCCUGGCAAGCUCCGAAGGCUGGUGUGUCCCUCCUAGGGAUGGUGUGUGUGGGAUGGAGGAUUUUCCCUGUCCAUCCCCACGUGGGGCUGAGAACAACCAGCGUCACCCUUUCCCCCAGGCACCCCCUGCACCUCCUCCCUCGUGGCCACAGCUGAGCCAGCCACCUUCCAGGUGCCUUCCAGGGCACAUUUCACUGCCCUUCCCAAGCCCAGAGGCCUUGAGAGUGGUGAUGGCUCAGCAAGGUCCCUGGGAAUGACUGCUGGAGCCCUGGAGGCUCUGGGAAGAUGGGUGGGACCCAGGGGUCCCCAGGCACGGUGCUCUUGGCCCCCCUGGAGGCACCACUCCAGGGGCAUGUGGGGAUAAUUAUUUUUUUCACUUUGCAACACUGUGGUUCCCACUGGACUUAUAUUUUUGCCUUAAAUGCAAAAUCCCAUUGGGGUGGUUAUCUCCUGCUUAGGACUUGGGUUUUUUUGGGAAGGGCAGGCCUUGGGGGGCACCUGCUGGCCAGGUGAGGCCCUGCUGUCCUCCCCGUGGUGACAGAGCUGAUGCUUCGGGUGCUGAAGCACUGGUUGGGCCAAACCUGGCCAGGGUGUGGGGUUGAGCACCCGUUUUUCCCAUGGGAUCAUGGGGUUUUGCCCUUGUGCAUGUCCUGGGAGUCCUCCUGUUGCUGCUGGGGGCAUGGGGGCACCCAAACUGCCGGGGUGAACGAGGUGGCGCGUCCCUGGUCCUGCUCCAGGGGUGGAGAAGUCCCCGAUGGCUCUUCUGCUGGUUUUAGUCAUUAUUUAAAGUCCAGAAUCUGAAGGGAUUAUUGUGCCUUGACAAAUAAAUUUGGGGUUGUUUUGGCCAA